AUGGGUCCGCCCUUCUCCGCGCCGUGGGCGCCGGCGGUGUGCGGGGUCCCAGGGUGCCCGCAGCCUUACCGGGUUAAGCCAGCGGCGGGCUUGCUGGGAGUGUGCGCGCGUGUGAAUCCACCGGGAUCGCCUUCCAAGCCAGCGUCGGAGGACCCCGAGCCCUUGGCCUCCUCGGGGGCCCGCGUGUUGGAGUGCUUAAUCCAGUUGGUGAGAGCUGGAGCCACACUGAACACCUCCACCACACGCUACGCCCAGACCCCAGCGCACAUUGCUGCUUUUGGGGGACAUCCUCAGUGCCUAGUCUGGCUAAUUCAAGCGGGGGCCAACAUUAACAAACCGGACUGUGAGGGAGAAACUCCCAUUCACAAAGCAGCCCGAUCAGGGAGCCUGGAAUGCAUCAGUACCCUGGUGGCCAAUGGGGCUCAAGCCGACCUGAGAAAUGCCAGUGGCCUGACAGCAGCAGACAUUGCCCAAACCCAGGGUUUCCGGGAGUGCACCCAGUUUCUCUUGAGCCUCCGGAACCACCAUCUGAGCCGUUUCUAUCAUAAUGGCACUCUGACUGGGAGUCAUGAGAACGUGUUUCCCGAUUGCGUUAGUGCGGGAACAAAUCGAAAACGAUGUCUGGAAGAUGUGGCGUCCUCAGGAGUGAAGAAAGCUAGAACUGGAGCUCCAACCCUGGAUUAUGUCAUGCCACUAGUGAAUGGUGAGCUUGAAGACGACGCGGACAAAAUGCACAUUGAUAGAGAGCUUGCCACUGAAACAGAUAUGAGAAACAGUAGCUCCACGUCGAAUACAUUGACAAAUGGAUGUGUCAUCAAUGGACAUAUGGACUUCCCCUGCAUGACCCAGCCCAGUGGGAUGGAAAGCGGGAAUGACCCAUGCCUAGCAGGCUCUAACGGAGUUAGCAAUGGAUUAGUUCCAGGACAGCCAUUUCCAGGCGGGCUGGCCUCUGUCCUUGUUGACGGGACUGAGGACUUGGAGAAGACGGCAUGUGUGAAUCCUGAGAUGUGCGGCUCUCUGCACCUGAACGGGAGCCCGAGCAGCUGUGUGGCCAGCAGGCCUUCCUGGGCUGAGGACCUCGGGGACAGCUUGCAGUACGGCCACUACCACGGCUUUGGGGAUACAGCCGAGAGCAUCCCCGAGCUGAGCAGUGUGCUAGAGCAUUCGAGCUGUGUGCGGGUGGAACAGCGGUACGACUGCGCCAUGCACCUGCACCACGGCUCCUGAGCUGGCGAGAGGGUGGCAGGGCGGCAGGCACCCCUGGCCGGGCACAGGGCAGCUGUGCAGAGGCAGGCUUCCAUCCAUCCCGUUGCUUGGUGGAGGAGAGCUUUCCUGGUGCGGAGGCCACGCCACAGGCAAGCCGCUUCCUUUGUAAGAUGCACUUUUGGAGUAUCUUUUUUUUUUUUUUAAAUACUGUCACCAAAAUUGGCCGUUUUUCUUUUGUGAACUGGAUUGUACCUGAUGGAUUGGGGCAGUCAGUCAGUCCAGGAGGCGCCCGAUAAUUCAUCUGUUUACAUAUGGGCAUUGUUUUAGAAAGCUUGCUUUUUACUCUCCUGUAGCAUUUGUGACCACACGGCUAUUUCCUAUGCAAGGUGCAGCUUUACGAUUUCUUGCGGUGAACCAUAUCAAGGAAAGAACUUUUGUCUUUUUCCAACAUCUUUUCACGGAAACUUUGUAACUUGUCUCGUGAUGGUUUUAGUUGUAGAGGGCUCCCGGGUGCCCCUGUUCAAGGAAUAGACCUCUUGCCUUGGUUUCCUUAGGAGCAGGCUCUACUUGGUGAGCUCAGGUUUGCUAUUUUUACUCCAUAUUUCCUACCUGGGCUCUAUAGAGACUUUUUACCACAGAUACAUAAAGGAAAUUACUAUUUGUAGGAACUAUCUAGUCAAAAUAGUAACCUAUUUUGACUUUUUUUUCUUUUUUAUUUUUUGAGGUUUUCUGCUUUAAAAUAUAUACUACUUUUUCUCUCACUAUAUACAUAUACACACAUGUCCAUUUAACUGGGGGAAUUUUUAAUUUCUCCUAAUAAACUGCAUUAAGUUUAUGAUUUUUAUAGAAAUUAGCUUUUGUUUUUAGUCUACUAGUGGUUACACUGUGCAAACAUUGUAAUGUUUUUACUUUUCUGAUUUUUGUAAUAACAAUUGGUGCAGAUAUAAAAACUGUCAAAUGAACAAACCAAUGUUCUAAGAGUGUACUAACAUUUUGUUUUAAAGCUGCUCUUUAUAAAUUGAAUUAAAAAUCAAAACACAG
This is a messenger RNA of Dipodomys ordii (Ord's kangaroo rat), 2247 nucleotides long. It is a transcript of the gene Ankrd10, whose product is annotated as ankyrin repeat domain 10. The record is from RefSeq and is a predicted model, not a curated record. Lineage: Eukaryota; Metazoa; Chordata; Mammalia; Rodentia; Heteromyidae. Bases 1 to 1227 code for a protein of 408 amino acids. Gene Ontology annotation, molecular function: protein binding. The transcript is spliced from 6 exons.